Messenger RNA from Penicillium canariense, 1311 nucleotides. RefSeq lists its product as uncharacterized. The coding region runs from base 1 to 1311 and encodes 436 amino acids. The transcript is spliced from 2 exons. The record is from RefSeq and is a predicted model, not a curated record. Lineage: Eukaryota; Fungi; Ascomycota; Eurotiomycetes; Eurotiales; Aspergillaceae.
AUGGACGACUACCACGUUGCGCAAGUCCUCGCCAGCGAGGCGCGAGACAGCUCUCAGAAAUAUGAGAGUCAUGGACUUGGCGCGUAUCUGCUUCGGAAACCGGCCGGGAACGCUCCCAAACCCAAUACCCGAUUCCUGCGGCACUUGAUCAAAGAGACGGAUAGUCACAACACAGCGCUCAAACGCAAAGAGGAGAGAGAAGCGAGGGAGCGCAUGCGUCAGCUGAAAGACCAGCCCAAACAUGACUCGGCUCCAACAACUUCUUCAGCCACGGGAAAGCACGAUCGCCGUUCCAGAAGCAGAGACGGAGGAAGAAGUCAUAGAGAGGAUCGUGACAAUCGCCACGAACGCGACGGUCGCGAGCAUUCGAAUUCUCGGCGCCGACAUCGCAAUCGUCCUUCGUCUACUGAAAGAGAUCGAGCACGCCGCCAUCGCCGUCCGGACGAGCCCCACGAGCGAGCAACGAGAGACCGGACCGAGCACCGUCGAGAUCGCCAUGAGUCUUCUCGGAAAAGCCGUCGAGGCCGCGAGAGAUCAUCCUCGCACUCUCGCAGUCGGUCUCCUCGGCGAGACCGCAGUUCUGGACGCCAUCACCGAUCAGCGUCUUCGCCAGACCCUCGGUCAUCGCAACCACGGCGGACGCGAACAGGCCACCGCCAUGAGCGCUCUGAGCUCUCUGAGCGUGCAAGACAUCUCUUGCCUCACGAUUCCCGCUCCACCACGACUCAGGAUUCUGUCAAACCUCGCAAACAAAAACGGGGGUCGCCGUCCCCGGGCGAGCCUACCUUUACCACUCUACGUCGCGACCGUACCGAUGAUGAAUCCGAUCCUUUGGAAGAUCUCAUUGGGCCCCUGCCUCCGCAGAUGGAUGGUGAUGGUGCUGCCCCGAUUCGCUCUCGGGGCCGUGGAGCGUAUAAACCCAGCGCCAGCACCAUUGACGCUCACUUUGCUCCGGACUACGACCCUACCAUCGAUGUUCAGCCUGGUGACAAUGAGGGACCUUCUCUAAACAAGAUUUCUCCUCGGCCCGUCGCGGGUCUUAUGGCAGGGGAAGAUGACUGGGAUAUGGCUCUCGAGGCGUUGCGCGACCGGCAACGUUGGAAGCAGAAAGGCGAGGAGAGACUACGCGCCGCGGGAAUGAACGAAGACACCAUCGAUCGGUGGAAGAACAACGCUGCGUUCACCGGGGCAAACAGCGGCGAAGGCAGGCCGGAGAAUGUGCGAUGGUCGAAGAAAGGCGAGGGCCGAGAAUGGGAUCGGGGUAAAGUCAUGGAUGACGAAGGCCACAUCGAUGUCCGGGCUGCCUGGUAA